Molecule: messenger RNA, 9612 nt
Organism: Vollenhovia emeryi
Lineage: Eukaryota; Metazoa; Arthropoda; Insecta; Hymenoptera; Formicidae
Product: sortilin-related receptor-like
Exons: 10
Coding region: 182-6745 (2187 amino acids)
Biological process (GO): post-Golgi vesicle-mediated transport
Cellular component (GO): membrane; Golgi apparatus
Molecular function (GO): protein binding
Source: RefSeq, a predicted model, not a curated record
AUGCGCUAACUUCUGCUGGACACAGGCAUUGGUUCGCGUCGUCGGAACAGACUCGUGGCGCAAUUCGCGCUGAUUCGCGCGCGCGCCGACCAGUAGCGCGUCUGGCGCGCGCGCAUAGUUCGCGGCCGCAGAGCAUUAAAUACAGUCGGUCCCGCGGCGAGCGGAGUCAGUCUUGGGCAAGAUGGCCGGUCGGUCGAGUGCAGCCCUCUACUACUAUUUCGCGCUGAUCCUCCAUCUGGUCCUGCUGACGGAGUGCAAUUACGGCGUGCGCUACGGUGACAGGGCGAGUCGGCUGCACGUCGCGGAGUACGACGAUCCGCGGUACCGGAAGCCGCUCGUUAUCGACAGGCGGAGCGCGGACCCGGAGGACGAUGAGGAAACGCUGUUCAACCGUGCGCGCCGAGACGCGCCGUUGCCGGAGCAUCCGCACAAUAACCCAAACAUCACGGCGAAGAUCAACGCUUUAAAUGAUUCGCAUCAGCAAUUGAUGGUACAUUGGGUCGGCGAGGGCUCCAAUGUGAUAAUAUGUCUGGCGAGGGACAGCACGCCCGUGGCGCGCUUCACAGGAGGCAGACAAGUCCCCCAGAACACCCAUCCUAGCGCUGUGUACAUCAGUUACGAUUACGGCGACACGUUCGAGAAUAAGACUGAAAUGUUCAGGGUCUCGUCCGAGCCCAAUGCUCAAUAUGCGGUUGUGGACAAAUUCACCAAUCAUCCUAAGUACUACCAAUACUGCGUCUUCGUGGACAGCCUGAAUAAUUUAAUCUUCAUAACGUUCGACAACGGUGUAACAAUGCAAAGGCUCACGGUGCCGUUCCACCCGAGCGAAGUCUCGUUUUACGAAGGGGAUUCACGGGUGCUCGUCGGCCUGGACAAGGUUGAUCCGGCGCAGAAGUUAUGGUUGUCGACCGACCGUGGUUUGUCCUGGAUGCCGAUUCAUUUAUUUGUCAAGGCUUUCUUCUGGUCACCGUAUCGUCUUCUAUUGGUGGAACGCUCGGAUGCUUACGGGCUGAACACGGUCUUGAAGCUGGACCUGAAAAAUUUCCCUUGGCAACCGAGGACGAACACCGCAACGCGAGUGAGAACGUCUAUACGAAAGGAAUUCACCAUCAUUAUUCAAAACGUUGAGGACUUCCAGAUCAGAGGUGACUACAUGUUCGCCACGAUGAAAAAUUCGAAGAAUGGAACGUCGGAGCACCUGGAUCUGUACGUCUCCUACAAGAAUCAGACGUUUGUCCCAGCGCACUUUAACACGGAACUGGAUUGCAAAGAUUAUAACAUUGUAGACGUGUCGUUCAAUCGGGUCUUCAUCGCUGUGUCGCACAGCGACACUAUGAUCAAUCUCUACGUGUCGCAAGUCAUAGACCACGAGAAAGCUAUAUUUACCCUGUCUCUGGAGAGCAUCCUCACGUUUUUCCCCAACAGCACUUGGAAGGACAGCUGGUUGAAUGACGUGGCUGACGAGGCAUUCACGGAUCUGUACAAGGUCGAAGGUCUUCGGGGUAUAUACAUAGCGUCGCGGGUGAAAGGUAAUCCGAAAGCGAGCGCGAUCGGACCGGAGCACUUAGAAUCGUUAAUCACCUUCGACCACGGCGUCACUUGGAACAGUAUCAAGCCACCGCAGACGAAUCACGAGGGCUUUUACAUUCACUGUCCAAAAGACUGCUCGUUACAUUUGAGUCAGAGAUUCAGUCAGUUGUAUCCGGUGUCGAGAGCCGUCACUAUCAUGAGCUCGAAAUCGGCGCCCGGAAUAAUAAUGGCCACCGGCGUGAUUGGGCCCAGUUUGAAGGGCCACGCCGCGCUCUACGUGUCCAAAGACGCGGGUCUCACAUGGAAGCAGGUGUUGAAGGAUUAUUUCUUCUUCAACAUGGGCGAUCACGGAAGUUUAUUGGUGGCGGUCAGGUAUUUCAAGUCGCGCGGGGAGACCAGAGAUAUCUUGUACUCGACAGACGAGGGCGAGACGUGGGCGACGUACGAGUUCAACGAGAAGAUGCUACGUGUCUAUGGCCUCAUGACGGAGCCUGGAGAAAACACCACGGUGUUCACUAUGUUCGGCUCGGACAGCGGGCAGCAUCAGUGGCUCAUCAUCAAAGUCGAUUUACGAAACGUGUUUGAACGGGAUUGCACGGAGGACGAUUACAAGUUUUGGUCCCCGAUGAGCGUCGACCAGCCGGUCAUGGCUUGCAUGUUGGGACGUAAGGAAACGUAUCAGAGACGUGCGCUGCACUCCAAUUGCUAUCAGGGCGUCAACUACGAUCGACCGGUGCGGCUGGAAACCUGCCUGUGCGAUGCGAACGAUUAUCAGUGCGGUACCGGUUUCAUGCGCGUCGGGAAUCCCUAUCACUGCAUUCGCAACAAAUCCGUCGUCAAUUACGAUCCUUACGCCGUGCCGGCUUCGUGUAAGUCCGGCGAGUUCUACAAUCGUACCAAGGGCUACGUGAAGAUAUCCGACGACGAUUGUACCGGCGGCCUCGCGAGGAACUUCGAGCCCGACGAGAUCCCGUGUCCGAUGGAGGAGAAGCUGGAAUUCUUAUUGGUCGCCCAACGAGAGCACAUUACACGAAUCGACUUGGUGGAGAAUAGAGUGGAGACGUUACCUGUGCACGAUCUAAAGAAUGUCAUUGCAAUAGAGUUCGACAUGGAAAACAACUGCUUGUACUGGGCGGACAUUGUGAACGACACGAUCGGUAGACAGUGUCUGAAGGAUGGCUCUAGCUCUCCCGAGAUUCUCGUCGAGACCGAUCUGAGCUCCGUCGAGGGAAUGGCCUUCGAUUGGGUGUCCAAGGUGCUCUACUUUGUGGACGGUGUCAAGAUGAGGAUACAGACGAUCCGAACGGACUUAUCUUCCAUGGGCCGAAUGCGCAGGACGAUAUUGGGGCCGAACAAUCUGCAAAAGCCGCGAGGCAUCGCGGUUCAUCCUAUGAACGGCUACAUGUUCUGGACCGAUUGGGCGCCGGGCAACGCCUCGGUCUCCCGCGCCAACUUGGACGGCACGGACGUGAAACGACUGUUCGUCAAGCCCACCGUCGAGUGGCCGAACGGAAUAACGAUCGAUCAUAUCGCCGAGCGUAUCUACUGGGUGGACGCUCGCGCGGAUUACAUAGCCUCCUCGGACUUUGAGGGUAAAAGAUUCAAGAAGAUCAUCGCCAACGACGCGCGCGUCUCGCAUCCAUUCGCGGUCGCUGUGUUCAAGGACAACGUGUACUGGGACGAUUGGAAGCAGUCGAUGAUAUUCAUCGCCAACAAGGAUCACGGGGUGGGAAUCAACACGGUGGUCGGUUUCCAGAUUGCCGGCCUGAUGGACCUAAAGAUCUUCGCGCACAGCGUGCAGAUCGGCACGAACGAGUGCGCGACGAACAACACGUGCUCGCACAUCUGCCUGGGCGCGCCGCGCAACAGCCACGUAUGCCUCUGUCCGGACGGCAUGGUGAUGACCGACGGCAAGUGCCUGUGCCCGAGCGGUAUCAAGCCGUACGCCAACUCGACGUGCCCGCGCGUCGCCAGCACCUGCUCGGCCAACCAGUUCGCCUGCCUAAACAACGUGUGCAUCCCCGAGUUCUGGAAGUGCGACGGCGACAACGACUGCGGCGACAACUCGGACGAGGCCAACUGCAACCGCGCCACGUGCGUCCCGAAUAACUUCGAGUGCGACGACAACAAGUGCAUACCCAAGUACUGGGUGUGCGAUCUGGAUCGUGACUGCAAGGACGGCAAGGACGAGAUGAAUUGCACGUACAGCAAUUGCACCGAGACGCAGUUCAAGUGCAACAACGGCCGCUGCAUAUCGCAUCGCUGGCGCUGCGACAGCGAGGACGACUGCCGGGACGGCUCGGACGAGCAGAACUGUACCAAGAGCGUACAGCCGAACACGUGCCGCUCCGACGAGAUGGUCUGCAAGAAGGAUCAUUCGUGUAUACCGACCACGUGGAAGUGCGACGGCGAGCCGGACUGCGACGACGGCGCCGACGAGAAGGACUGCAACAACAUGGUGUGCGAGUCGUGGCAGUUUACGUGCAACAACACCAAGGAGAACGGACAUCGGUGCAUAUACAAGUCGUGGGCGUGCGACGGCGACAAGGACUGCGUCGACGGUUCCGACGAGAUGAAUUGCACCACCAUCACGACACCGCUGCCGUCGCCGCUAAGCCCAAGCCUGCCCAUGAAUUCCUGCAACGAUUGGAUGUUCAUGUGCAACAACAAGAAAUGCGUGCCCUACUGGUGGAAGUGCGACAGCGUGGACGACUGCGGCGACGAUUCCGACGAGAUCGGCUGCGGCGGCGGCAUGGACGGCGGCAUACUGGAGCCCACGCCUCCGGUUCACACGACGCAGCAGCCGCGCAACUGCCGCGAGCACCAGUUCCAGUGCUACAACGGCGACUGCAUUGAAAACGCGUGGGUGUGCGACAGCUCGAAGGACUGCCCGUCCGGCGAGGACGAGCAGCACUGCGAGCAGAUGCACACGGCCUGCCGCGAGAACGAUCAGUUCAUGUGCCGGCAGGACGGCUCGUGCGUACCGCUCUCGAGCAUCUGCAACGGCGUCGAGGAGUGCCCGGACGGCAGCGACGAGCUCGGCUGCCACGCGGACUCCGAGGUGCACCCACCCGCCACGCCGUCCUGCUACGUCGGCCUCUUCCCAUGCGACGAGACCCGCUGCUUCCCGCUGGCGUCUUACUGCGACGGCAAUCACGAUUGCUUGGACGGCUUCGACGAGAGCAACUGCGAGAAGAACGGCUCGCGCGUGUACCAGGUGCUGGUGAUGGGCGUGGACGAGCGUUCCGUCAACGACUCGAGCUUCAUCCUCUAUUGGUGGAUGCCGAUACCAUCCAACGUGACGUUCGAGUUCCUGCCGUCCUUCGCGCGGGCGGCACCAGGGGCCAAGUGGGCCAACGUCAGCGAGUGGAUCGAGGACACGGAGUACCAGUUCAACAAUCUCGAGCCGUACACCAAGUACAAUCUGACGGUCUACGUGAAGGUGAAGGGCCAGGCUACCGUAUUUCCACCGGCCAAGUAUCUGGUGGUGAUGACAGGCGAGGGCGUGCCGUCCGCGCCAUGGAACGUGACUGUCGCGCAGAAGAACGGCACCCGCGUCGAGGUGUCCUGGAGGCCGCCCUACCAUCCCAACGGUCUCAUCAUCGGAUAUCUGGGCUUCAUCACGCCGCCGAUACCGCCGAUGGAGUUUAAUCGGCAAAAGACCUCCACGAUCAUCGACAUGGAGUUCGAGGGGGGCAAGAAUUAUUCCUUCUGGAUCGUGGCGAAGAACCGGCAGUAUCAGUCGGCCUCGUCGGCAGUCGCCACGCUGACGUUCGACGGCUCGGCCAACAUCGACGACAUCGAGGAACUCCGUGUGGUGGCCACGACGAAUCACUCCGUCACCCUGACGUGGAAGAAGAUGAAGGACGUGGACGGGUAUUACGUCACUCCCAGAGCGCCGGCGCAGUACGCGGCCCUGCAAACUGUCUCGACCCUGAAAAAUCUGAUAGAGGUCGACAAAUUGGCGCCGGGCAUCAAGUACACCUUUGAGGUCGGCGCGAUGAAGAAGAAAUACGUAGGUAAGGUCUCCAUGGUGACAGCAAUGACGAACGACACCGCGCUGCCGACAAUAUCCAAGUUCGACGCGCAAUUGGUCAAGUCCCAGAGAACGACCGUCAAGCUCACCUGGGAACCCCCGAAGAGCAGCAUGAAGAUUAGGUGGCAGUACGCUGUUCAUUAUGCCACCAACAUGUUGGACUUCUUUAAAGCUUAUAAACUCGUCACCACUAAUCUCACGGCUACAAUCAAGGAUCUGGAGGCGUGUGAAUCGUACGUCUUUGCCGUUGGCGUCAUUGGGGAUCACGGAGCGGGACCUCUAAAUCAACCGAUGACGGUCACGACCCACUUCAACAAACGUGCGCCUCCGAAGAGAUUGCGAGUGACGCCGUCGGCGGAUAAAAACGACAGCAUAAUCGUCUCGUGGAGCGCGAGUUGUCCGACGAUCGACGAACCGAUCAGUUACACGAUUUCUGUUACGGAAAUAGUUCUCAACAAGCAGAUAACUGUGACACUGUCACCGACUAACGAGACCAUUAUGAAGCACACGUUUAAUGCCAUCAAGUACGGCGGGAAGUACAGUGUUACAAUAAGCACAGAUGUUGAAGAUGCCAUACCGACGCAACCGUUCAUCUACAUAGCACCGCCAAUCAGGCCGCCUCAUCAGCUCACCGUCUUACGCGGUGAAAAUAUGGAAUAUUUGAUUUAUUGGCAAGAACCGGAAUUGCCGGAGAACAUUCGGAACGAUGCCGAUGCGCAUUAUGAAAUUUUUGUGGCCGAGGGAUCGAGAACGAUAAACGAAUCGACUGCCACAGUCUUGCUGGCCAAAGACCCGCCUUACCACUACAAAGACGCUAAAAUGGAUACGAUUUACACCUUCGCCGCGCGUUUGGUCACGAGCGAGGGCUACCAAAGUCCAAUGAGCGAGACCUGGAGCACGCAGGUUUCAGGAUCGCAGCUUCCGGUGAUAAUGAACACGUCGGGCAUAUUAUCUCUCGCUAUACCGAUCUGUCUGGUCAUUGUAGCGCUCGGUGCUGCGCUUGCGUAUUUCAUCGUUCGCCAUAGAAGGCUGUCUAACAGCUUUACACAAUUUGCCAAUAGCCACUACGAUACGAGACGGGGACAAGCCACUUUCCCUGGCACGACAGACGGUCUAGAAGAAGAAGAUAGUCCGGUAAUCCGAGGCUUUUCGGAUGACGAACCGCUCGUAAUUGCAUGAAUACCAUAUAUAUGUAUAAACGGAAUAUUUACGUACUAGGGAAAAGAUGUGCCAAGACUAUUAAAUAUGAUAAUUUUGAAUAUAGACGAAGCUUUACAAUGGAAGGCAAAAACUCUUAUGAAAGCGUCUCAAGACUGAAUACUUAACUGUGGCCGGCAUACUUGUGCUGUUGCAGUUAAUGACUAUUGAUCGGGGGGUAAACAGGCUGCUUAGAACGCUUACACGAGAGUUUUCACGUCAUUCAUUACAGUACGUUGUAGAAAUAUGGUAUACGUGUACAUGACGAGUGGUCGGAGCAACUACCUGCCGUGUAGUUGGAGAGGCCAUUCCACCUCAAAUUCGAGUGUAAACAAAUCAAGACGGUCGUAGGUUGGAAAUGUUUUACCAUUUAAUGAGACGAUUGCCAAUCGAGGUGCAGUCGACGGUAAUUUGUAUAUAGUAAAUAUUUUUUAUGGAUUGAUUGUGAGACCUUCGAGAUGACACAUUUGCAUUUUUAAUAAUGUAUUUAUACGACCUGUAUGUAUGAAGAAACUUUUUUUUAGUCCAUAUUCAGAUUUGUUGACGCGAAGGCGAGUUACCGGACCUUUUUAUUAAAAGCUGUUUUAAUAAACACCCACAGAGGCCAUAAGUUUUUUCCAUAUAGCAAGUGCAUGACCAAAGUUAACGCCUUCUUCUGAUGCCGCAUUCACAACAAGUUUAUCAGUUUUUCCUUUGUUCACAGAAUACAUUCCUAUGAAGUUUCAUUCAAGUUCUCCGGCUUGAGUUGAACUUCCUAUGAUCGUCCCGAUUAGAAUUUCAUAUCGAGCGCGAUGCGGCAUUGAAAGAAAUUUUUAUACGCGAGUUUCAAUCUCGCGAAAGGGUUACCCGACCCACGUAAAAAGUGUGCUACAGUUAUUACGAUUUAACACAAUAUUAAGAAUUUUUUUUUAUUUUUAGGCACACGUUAUAAAGAUAUUUGUCGAGUAAUGGUAUGCUUUGUACGGUUAAAGUGAGGAUUACAUUUUUAUUUUUUACAUUAAAAAGAUUAUUCUUACUAAGAAUGCUAUAUUGGGAUUGGAAAGAACUGCUAUAUUGGACGUUUUUAGUUUUCAAAUUAGGAAAGGUUUACCAAAAUGCCGAUGAGAAAACGACGAAAAAGUUAGCGGCAGCAUCGUGACUUUUAGAUUACUGUAAAUAAUGUUUGAAUAAGCGUGUGAUCUUUCACCACUUAAAGCCAUGUUGAGUCAUCUGGAAACGACACUAAUGGUUAAAUUUCGCGAUGAAUUAUAUUUUUAUGUCGGUAUAGUCUAAGAUUCUCGAAUGGUUUUCUCGCUGCGGCAGGAAACAAACUACAGAUUUCAUAGAAUCUUUUGCUGUAUAUGACACACAUAUACAUACACACGAGUGAUUAUUAUACCGCGGAGAGUCUAAGGGAUAAGAUUGAUUGCGUAUUCUUAAGUAAUUGUCUUUUUUUCUCUCUUCUCUUCUCAAACGAAAAGGAAGCGUGCGAUGCGAGUUUCUAAAACUAUUUGUGCGUGAUCAUUUUCUUUGAGUCAGUAUGUCAAGCCGAGGGACGCGUUAAACUAGUUGAAUGAGCGGACAUUUUAUGUGCCAUUGAAAUUGUGAAUUAAUAUAAAUCGCGAUAAGAUACUACUUCACACUUAUAUUCCAUUGCGGCAUACUGAUGUUUCUGAAAAUCUCGCUUUUUUUUUAACAAGAAAGAAAAUGAUGAAUUAAGGGUUAACAACACUCUAGAGCCCCCCAAAGAAGCCAAAUUUUCGGUGAUUUUUUUCGCAGGAAUAUAAUAAACGUAAAUGAAAAUCUGUUUAUUCCUAUUUAUUCUCUGUACAUUGGAGUGUAAAAUAUGUUUUAUAAAUUUUUCCUCAACAAAAUGGCGGCGCCCGAGCCACGGAUCCAAAGUGCCUCUUUGCGGAAGUCCCACGGGCGGAAACAAAGCUCCCUCAUCCUUUGAGCUAGAAUAAAAAACCAAAGAUUUUUAAAAAUAUAUAAGAUUGUCUUUCGAACUACGUACGGUUCCUUUGUGUCGCAUCUGACAUGAUGGUUGACCCUCCGUCGACUUACUUUUUGGAUCCAUGAUUUGGGUGUCGCUAUUUUGUUGAGAACAAAUUUAUACAAAAAAAUGUUUUUACACUUCAAUGUAUAGAGAAUAAAUAGGAAUAAACAGAUUUUACGUUUAUUAUGUUCCUGAAAAAAAAUCACCGGAAAUUGGCUUUUUUGGGGGGCUCUAAAGUGUUGUUACCCCUUGGGGUACGCACGAAAUGAUGGUGGCUCGACGAGAAGACAACAGUAUUAGUGAGGCUUGAUAACGGUUCCUUUGUGUGUCGCAUCUGACAUUAUGGUUGACCCUCCCGAACGAAUUGAAUUGUAAAGAAAAGGUACCUCUGCCAAUAUUCGACGCGAUUACGUCCUCGGCUUAUCAAUGUUACUUUUCUCUUUCUUUCCCUUUUGCUAUAUGUCGUUAAAUGUUGCAGAAAAAAAUACUAUAGAAAAUGUCCAUGUUUUUAAACCCGUGUUACGCGGCUCUUAUAUAUAAUAUAAUCAAAUAUUAUUGAGAGACAAUUGUAUUAAUAAUAGUGAUAUAAUUGACAUCACAUGAUAUCAAUACAUUUGAUAUCGUCGAUAUCAUCUAUAUCGAAUGAGCAAUAUUGUUACGUAAUAUGGAAAAAUAUGUAAUAAUAUUGUUCACGGGCUGUUUUAGAGAGAGAGAGAGAGAAAGAGAGAGCGUGCGAUGAGAAUAGAAGAGAAUAUAUAUAGCUGAUUUACAUGUAAAUGUCAAAAGUUACAACGCGAUAAGAGACAGUGAUAUAUAAUAUAUAUAUACAUAUAUAAUAUAUUUACGUGUAAAUAAACGAACUUAAGAUACAAAA